UAAGCAAAAUGUCAACGGCCGAGGCAACAACAGCGGACAGUCAGUCGCCGGAGAAUGUGGAGGAUGUGGAAUUCGUGGACCUGGCGUUCACAAAGGAGUUGCGUAAAGCCACAAAGGAUGUGCAUAACCUGACCGAUGUGCUUGUUAAUGCAAAGUUCGCACUAGCCCUUUCCGAUGACGAGGUGUGGUACGAUGGACUCUUGGCCUUCUACGAGCUGUACAAAUUCUUCGAGACCCAUCUGCCGGAGCGUCUGCUGCCCAAGGAAUUCUACAGAACAGCGGCAUUCGAGCGGGAUUUCGACUAUUUCUAUGGUUCCGAUUGGAGGGAGACCUACGAAGUGCGACCGGCGGUGCAGAAGUAUCUGGAGCACCUGGAGAAGAUUGCCGCCCAGAACGAACUGCUGCUGUUCGCGUACUCCUACCAGAUGUACAUGGCUCUGAUGUCCGGCGGACAGAUGCUGCAGAAGAAGCGCAUGAUUGCCCGAAAACUUUGGAUCUUCUCCAAGGGCGACGGCGAGGAGCAGCAGAAGCAGGCCGACAAGGAGGCCGAGGUGGCCACCGCCAGGGCUGCAGAUUCUACGCUGAACGAGGAUGACUUGCAGGCCAGACCCAUGCCCGCCCAGGUCACCAUUUGUCCCCCUGGCUGCGAGGCCACCUAUUUUCCUGAAAAGAUCUCCGUUCUAAAAGCCAAACUCAGGCGCGUUUUCAACAAUCAUUAUGGAGCUUUUGACGAUGAUCUGCGUGCCGCUUUCAUCGAGGAGAGUCGCAACGUAUUUCGCCUAAAUAUAGAAGUUGUGCGGACAAUCAAGGGCGUCAAUCGUGCCAAUCUCAGGAAGCUGGCCCUCGCUGUGAUCUUUGUUUCUAGUAUUGUACUGGCCGUAAAGUUUGCCCUUAAGUAAGCCAAGAGAAGAACAAUAAUGUUAGCUCCCCAGAGCAGCUUAGAAUUGUGAUCACACAUUUAUUUAGUCGUUUGUUAAAAUAGUAAAUAUUCCUAUGUACUGCUGA
Molecule: messenger RNA, 1005 nt
Organism: Drosophila takahashii
Lineage: Eukaryota; Metazoa; Arthropoda; Insecta; Diptera; Drosophilidae
Gene: Ho
Product: Heme oxygenase
Biological process (GO): response to oxidative stress; heme oxidation; heme catabolic process
Molecular function (GO): heme oxygenase (decyclizing) activity; heme binding
Source: RefSeq, a predicted model, not a curated record